AUGUUGAAAGAGGGGGCUGCCAUUCUGAUUUCUGGUGACGAGGCGGAAGAGGACGUCGGGACAGUGAAUAUGGCAUGCCUGCUGAAAGCCGUGCCGUUCAUGAAUUCUGUCAUUGUUGGUGCUCAGAUGGAGAUGACAGAGCUUGAGCAACUGCCAGCGAAGACAGUACGCCGAGGCCGGCAAAGCCAUUCAGGAUGCCGAUCGUCUUGCCGAGGAAAACGCGACGAGGAUUGUAGAGCUCUCGUCCAAGUUGGUUGA
Messenger RNA from Prunus armeniaca (apricot), 258 nucleotides. NCBI's taxonomy places the organism in Eukaryota, Viridiplantae, Streptophyta, Magnoliopsida, Rosales, Rosaceae. The record is from the annotation of a GenBank genome assembly.